Messenger RNA from Dreissena polymorpha, 8708 nucleotides. Its product is annotated as glycoprotein 3-alpha-L-fucosyltransferase A-like. Gene Ontology annotation, molecular function: alpha-(1->3)-fucosyltransferase activity. The record is from RefSeq and is a predicted model, not a curated record. Gene Ontology annotation, cellular component: membrane. NCBI's taxonomy places the organism in Eukaryota, Metazoa, Mollusca, Bivalvia, Myida, Dreissenidae. The transcript has 2 exons. Bases 552 to 1955 code for a protein of 467 amino acids.
UCCGUGCGUGUUUACUGGAGACGACAUUAAAAUGUGAUCGGCUAUGCACAUACCAUUGUCGAUCUAAACAAAAUCCAUUUCAAUAACGCUAAUCUGUCACGGGCGGUUGAAUAUUUGUCAAUAGCAGACGGUGUAAAAGGCUAAUACUAUAUCGAAAUACCGUGUACGAGCAUUAUGGUACAGACAGUUUACACUGUGCACGAAGACAGUAGGUGAAAGUUGGUUAAAAGUUUAACAUUAAUGUCGAAACAGGAAUUAAAUGUCGCGGAGCUUGCAUUAAUUUUAACAAAGUGUUUUCUAAGUGGUAAUUGUCAUACGGUCAUUGAAAAAUACGAAGACAAGUGUGUGUCUAUUAAAUACAACUUUUAUAAUUAAGUACAGCUUGUUUUAUUGUUUUCUUCCACGUAUUGAAAUCCAGAACGCCAAAUGGAAUGCGAGUCAUCUACACGCUGCAAUUUAAUAUCAGUGAAAUAUAUAGACAUGUUUUCUGACAGAAUUUAAAACGAGCCGUCUGCAGGACUUGUAUUAACGCUGUGAAAACUGACGUCAAAAUGAGAUUCCAUUUGAAGAAAACCAUAACAUGGACGCUGACAGUUUUCUGUUUUGUGUUUUUAACAUUGAACAUUUACAAUCAGGGAAUUCUGUCCCCGCGGAUUAAAACGGCACUUUUAUGGGGGAAAAGCGUCGAUAUGGGUACCGAAAAAUUAUCGCGUGGCAACAUUGGAUAUAACUUCACCACCGCCGCUGCCGUCACCGUGAUAAAAACGGGUUUCAACGCCACCCUUGCCGCAAAGAAGCUGAAAAAUUCUCAGUAUUCGUUGAGCUCAGACAUCAAAGAGUACCCGAGCAUGUUGAACAAGCAGGUUGUGUGGCCAGAUAAGGAUUUCUACGAAAACGACAGGAUCGUCAAUCAGCUCCAGCACAUCCCGGACUGGGUAGCAAAAGCGGGGGAGAGGAAGGAGGAAAUUCCCUUGAAGAAGAUUCUUCUGUUUAAUGGCCUGUCAAACUGGGAUCUCAAACGCGGCAGACAAACGUUUAUAGACCAGAAAUGCACGGUAAACACGUGCGAAGUAACUGACAAUCGCGAGGCAUUGAAGGACGCAGACGCGGUGCUGUUUCACCACUCGCCGCAGGCAAUGCGGUCAAACCGGUCCCCGAACCAGGUGUGGAUUCUGUUCAUGUUGGAAUCUCCCUACCAUACACCGGGACUGUUCUCAUAUGCAAAUCAAUUCAACUGGACUGCUACCUACCGGCACGAUUCGGAUAUCGUAGCGCCGUACGAGAAAUUCGUCCCUUUCAGCGAAAGCGUCCGAACUCUUCCCCAGAAUAAAAGUUACGCGACGGGAAAAACAAAAAAGGUGGCGUGGUUUGUUUCGAACUGUGGCGCUAGAAAUACGCGUUUGGAAUAUGCAAAAGAGUUGGGAAAAUACAUCAAUGUAGAUAUUUAUGGCGCUUGUGGACCAUUUAAGUGCUCAAGACGGGACUCCCAAUGCUACGAUAUGCUCAACUCGGAUUACAAAUUUUAUUUGUCGUUUGAGAAUUCCAACUGCAGGGAUUACAUAACGGAGAAAUUCUUCGUCACCGGGUUGCAACAUGACGUUAUCCCGAUCGUAAUGGGCGGAGCUCCAGAGGACUAUGCGCGCGCAUCACCGCCUCAUUCCUUCAUCCACGUGGACGACUUCCAGUCACCGGAAGAGCUUGCGAAGUAUCUGCGCACGCUCGACGAAAACGAUGAUCUCUAUAACGAGUACUUCCAGUGGAAAGGGACCGGAAGAUUCAUUAACACGUACUUUUGGUGUCGCAUCUGCGGGAUGCUGCACGAUACGUCACGGGCACCAAACGUAUACCGUGAUCUUGAGAAGUGGUGGCGUGGACCGGGUGUGUGUAUAGGAAAAGACUCAUGGCGGCAACAUCAGAGGACUUCAAAGUUCAUCGUAGAUGAUUAUCUACUCUAGUUUAUUUUGCUUCAAUGUGGGCACGUACUGCAUUUUACAAGUUCAAGUAUACAUGUUUAACCGUGUAAACAAAAGUCAAGUAUCUUAACUAAUCGAAAUACUUACCUAGUAUUUUAUGAGAUUUAAGCCGCAUACUCUGUGUGAAUAUUUGAGUCGUUCUUUAGGAACACGGGUUAUACUGCAUCAUUUGCAUGAUGUGUUGUCCGCACAGACUAAUCAGGACCGAUGCUUUCCGCUUUUAUCGAAUGGUUAGUUUGAAGGAAGUCGGUUUCUAAACAAAAUCUAGUUUAGACGGAAACAUUGUCCCUUAUAAGCCCGUACGGACCACAUUAGCUAAACUUGAACGACACUUAACGCACGUGCAUUAAGUCCAGUUUUGCCAUAAUGCAGCUCAUUUAUUGGUACGCUCGGGGAUAUUUCUUAAAGGGACCGUCAACCGCGAUUGACGAAAAAAAAAAGUUCUAAAAUACCGCAUUUUUUUACAAUUAUUAGUUUAAAUUGAUUAAAAUAUCACGGCUGUUAUAUUACAUUACUGGAAAAAAAAUCAUAUUUUCAGUAUAUUCGGUAAUAACAUUUCGCGAUGUGAAUCGAAAGUACAUCGCGAAAAUAUGUGACAUAACGACAUACACACACUUUAAAUAACGCAAUUAGAUUGAUCAUUAUAUAUAAAAAAUAUAUACAAUUCACUACGCAUGCACAAUUUGCAUUCCUGGGUUUACCACGUGACGAUGAUGAUCAAUCUACUUGCGGUAUUUAUAGUUAACUGGUGGUACCUGUACCCAGUAAAAUGUAUUACCGAAUAUACUGAAAAUAUGAAAACUUAACAACUUUUAUCAACUUAUGUUAUAUACCAGUCGUGAUAUUUUAAUCACUAUAAACUUAUAAUUUAAAAAAAUACGGUAUUUUAGAACUUUUAAUUUUUCGUCAAUCGCUGUUGACGGUCCCUUGAAGUACUGUGUGUGAAAUAGUCAAAUGUGCUGUGAGGUGUGCCGCAGUACGCUUCGAUAUAAAUCGCGUACACUGUGAUAUGCUCCUUUUAGUUAUGGAUACAACGCGUGUCUUUAUAGGGAGUGUUCUGUACAGUAAAGGAUAGAUGGAAAAUUGCUAUUUAAUGAACAUGCAAUAUUAUCUUUUGUCUCAACACUUAUUUUGCUUGGUUAAGUCGAUUUUUACGACAAUCAGAAUGUGUGAUUAGCAUUUCUGUUUGCGUUUUGUUUAAUCGUGUUUGUGUGCCUAACAGUUAUAGUCACGUUUUAUUACAUAUGCCAAGCAGUUAAUUGGCAUAUUGUAAAGAUAGUGAUGUAUAAAAGAUCUACUUAAAAGACGGAAGGAUUUAACCAGCUGAAUUUUAAGAUCAAAUCUUAAAGUGGCCUUUUCACAGAUUUUGGCAUGCAUUGAGUUUGUCAUUAAAUGCUUUAUAUUGGUAAAUGUAAACAUUGGAUCUAAAAAAAUCCAGUAUUUUAUACUUUAUAUAAACAAUCCUCGUAGUGUCUCACAAAAUAUAUCGACAUCAACCGAACUCUAAAAUUAUUCGCGUUGCAACGCUUUAUAAGUAUCAGAAUUGUAAAUCGUCAAAAAAUGCACGUGACGGAUAUUUUAGAGCAUGGUAAAUGUUCAGUAUUACUAUUUCCUCACACAUAUCAUAACUACAACGAACAUUUUCGUUAACCACAAUCCACGUAUUUUGUUAUUAUAACAAGUAAGGUCAAUUUUGUUUAAUGUUUUGAUAACUAUGCCUAGUUUUACUUCACAAGGUGUCUUACGCCUUGACGAUGUAAAUGACACAUUGGCUGCCGUCUAUACAUCCUACAUCCUGUACUUAAAAAUACCGAUUGGUCGGACUCAUUAUCGAGUCUCUUAAGUUAAACUUGUGCAUGUGUUUAAAGUGUCGUCUCAGAUAUGCCUGUGCAAUCUUCACAGGCUAAUCAAGGACAAGUCUUUUUGCUUUCAUGGCAUUUUACUUUCUAAGAUAGUCUCUUCAAACGAAAAUCCCGUAUGGCCAGAAAGUGUCAUUCUUGGUUAGACUGUGCAGACUGCACAUGCUUAUCUGGGACGACACUUUCAGCACAUGCCAUUUUUCCCCGAAAAACGCUAAAUUGGUACUUGUUAUCAUUGUGAAUUCGUCCACAUAGUCUUAGCUCGCUAUGACCUUGACCUUAUCUUAACGUCAAUAUGGCUCUGGGUAGGUGCAACAGGAAGCUUUCUGCUACCGAACACUUUGAUACUUCGAUACCUUAGCAGUAAUUGCUGAUGAACAUUUCUAAUCAAUCUAUUUCAACCGACCUAGUUUUAACAUCUACCCUGUCGUAUUUAGGACGUAGACGAGGUCAAAAAGACUGUCUACCACCAGCUGGGGACGUUUAUCGAACGCUGCACCAUGUCGGUGUUAUGUUUUCUAUUUUAGUGACAUCUCUUUCAUUUUCACUGUUUAACCGUAUUGGAAAUCAUACCACAUGGCUCAGCAGGUACCUAAUGUAAAUAAACACGUAUUAUUGAUACCAAUCAUAGUUUUGCACACGGUGCGCAAAAAUCAAUACUGUCGUGAUAAUCAUAACUAAAAGAGUUCUGAUGAUGAUUCCUUAUAUUUUCAAUAUCAUAGUGUGUUUAAAAGACAAUUUAGAACGUUCAUAUUUAUUUUUGUCGUGAGACGGCGGUAUUUAUACAUCAUUAUCAUAAACGCACCAUUUAUAAACGGAAUGAUUGGUAUACACGUGUAGCAUAAACCUAACAGAAAUUGGCAACGCAAACAUGUCCCUGAAAUAAUGGUGUAGCCAUUGAUGAUCUCUUAUGGCUUUACCAUUUCUUAUCGGCGCAGAUGCAACGAUACGCUGCAAUUUGAUUGUAUUUCUGAGUUUAAGUACAAUUAAUAAAUUAUUUAUUAUGAAGUCGUGCAAUAAGUUGGUAUCUAUUUGAUGCUAUUCCAAACAAGCCUUGAAAUAAUAAAUUGGCAUUUAGUUUGUCAUGCUACUUUGGCAAUAUGCUCGUUAAUAUGACUUUUCGAAGUGGAGAUAACUUUAUUUUCUACCGGUGUAAGUAUGUUUAUGCCUCCGGUGGGGCGGCAUAUAGCAGUUGAACUGUCCUUCAGUCAGUCCGUCCGUCCGUCUGAAAACUUUCACAUUGCCCAUAACUUUUGCAAUAUUGAAGAUAGAAACUUUAUAUUUGGCAUGCAUGUGCAUCUCAUGGAGCUGCACAUUUUGAGUGUUGAAAGGUCAAGGUAAAUGUCAUCCUUCAAGGCCAAAGGUCAAAUAUAUGGCUUCAAGGAGGCGCAGUAGGGGCAUUAUGUUUCUGACAAACACAUCUCUUGAUCAUACUGCGAACAAAUAUUUGAUUGCACAUUAAAUAAUCCGCAUAUACUGUUUAACGUUUAUGGCGCAAAUAAUUUUAUUUGUACAAAAAAAUGCUUUAUGCCUAUACUGAUAUUUGUGCUGAUUCUUGCAUCAAGUUUACUGUGCAAAAUCUCUAAUCAUCAUUUUAUAUUGUUUACACUCAUCAACUUCCUGAUCUGUCCAAUAGUGCCUUACUGUAAUCAUUGUUUGAUUGCAAAAAUGUUUUGUUGCUUUUUGAUAUUAUUUUUUAAUACUAAUAUGCAUAUUAGAAUCGUUAAAUAAUGACUACGUGUUUUCCUUUUCAAUUUACUUUAACAUGAUUAUUGCAAUAUGUAUUUGUAUGUAUAUGCCAUUUCUAAAUCUAUGUUUGUUGAUUACACGGCGAGAUGGUAUUCGCUUUGUUUUCCUUGUUGUUGUUAAAUCCUGAUAGUUUGUACAUGUAUUUGUUAAAUACAUUUCGCACAAUAAUAUUUGUAUACACAGAUUAAUGCUUGUGCUAUCCUCUAUGUAUAGUUUGUGUUAUUGUUUACUGUUACAUUCCUGUUCGUUCUGGUGAUAUUAUAAUUGUUAUCUAUUUAAGGGACAUGGUCAUCGAAAAGGAUCUCAAAGAACCAAUUAAAAUAACAACAAAGGAAAUUCAUAUAUGAAUACAAGCAAUGAAAUAAGACAAUUAGUAAAACGUUUUUCCCCCUAAGAAUUCGUGCACAUCGAGUCAUAUAUAUCCUAUUUUGACAACACACUUGUGAGUAUUGUCCAUGACCAAGUUACUUUGUCAUUCCUGACUGUGCAGUUAUCACGGUCGGGUUCCUGAUAUUUAAUUACAUAUUGGACUUAAAUUCGAUCCCUGCUUGGUUUUUCAUCGCUACUUUAUUUUCUAUAAAAUAUGGAUUUUGGUGUUAUAGUUUUUUUUUAUAUAAAUAAUUUAUUUCAUGUACAUGUUUUUAUUAUGCUUACUGUCAUAGUAUUAAUAUCCAUAAAGUAUAGUCUAUAGUAAUAUAGUUAUAGGAACCCAACUUUCCACGACAUAAGCCCUAAAACAACAUAUUCUGAUCUAGCUCUGAUGGAAAUGGAUUGUAUAAUUGUGAACGUUAACAUAAAUCAAGCAAACAGCAAGUGCAUGUAAUAGGAAAGAUGUUACCUUUGAACAUUAAACUAUAUUUGUAAACAUUUAUAUUAUUGUAUUGUAAAUAGGGUAUGUUCGGUAGACAUAUACUACAAUCUGUUUUGAUUCUUUAUCAAAUAGUUGUUUUAUUUGUUGUUGUUUUUUGUAUGGACAUAUCAGUGAUUUAAAACGAGACAUGCUCUGACAAACCGUGAAAAACAACACUGAAACAUAUGAGCAAUGUUCCCAGAAAACUGGGCUUAAUGCAUGUGCGCAAUGUGUCAUUCCAGAUUAGCCUGUGCAGUCCGCCUAAACUUGAUUUCGGUUAGGAGGGACUUCCUUGAAACUAAAAAUACCAUAAAAGCGGAAAGUGUCGUCCCUGAUUAGCCUGUGCGGACUGCACAGGCUAAUCUGGGACGACACUUUACGCACAUGCAUAAAGCCCAGUUUUCUCAGAACACGACACAUAUAGUUAAUGUAUAACUUCAAAUUGUAAAAUUACUUCAUAACUAUACUAUUCCUUCCAUUUAACUCUUAACAUUUAUUGAUAUAGGUAGAUUAUCCGCUCGUGAUCAUGGAAAAUAAAUACAUUAUUUUCUCUGAUCGCCUUUUGAAUAUAUUCGAUAAUCUACCUUUAACCUACAAAUUACCUUGUCUAUAUAUCUUUAUUUAGUUGUUUUCUUUUUUAUGGUAAUGGCCUUGUUUGGUAGCUUUUGGUAGGGGAUUUUAUUUGAGAUUCGCUCUGAAAAAAAUCGGUCCUUAUUUAGAUGCGUCGUCUUCCCAGAUUAGCACAGGCUAAUCAGACACGACAGUGUCGUCCUUUAUUAACGCUCUAUUGGUCAUUGUCGACUCGGGUACUACUUACAUGUACCCCGGGUACUCUUAAGUUUACUUGCAUGUACCAUUUAACAGAACAUAAAUGUAAACAUAAUUAAUUUAAAAAAAAAUAGCCGACAAAGACCGAUUGAGCGUUAAAUUUCCCGGGUGCGUUUUGGUGUAUUUACCGUACCCGGAGUGCAUGUAAAUAUACUUAAGUGUACCCAGGGUACAUGUUUGUAGUACCCGAGCCGACAAUGACCAAUCGAGCGUUAUUAACCUGUGUUAGCACAUGCUAAACUGGGUCGACACUCCACAUAUAUGCGUUAAGCCCGGUUUUCCAAGAGCGCGACUCAUAUAUAUAUAUAUAUGAAAUUUUAGCCAUUAGUAUCAUAAAAAUAACUUUUACAUGGAUAGCACCAUGUGAUUUUUAGCUCGGCUGUUUUCGGAGAAAGCCUGAGGUAUUGUCAUAGCCAGCUCGUCGUCCGACGUCCGCCGUCUGACGUCCGCCGUCCGCGUCGUGCUGAAACUAUAUCAUUUUGUUAAGGUUUUGAACAUUGGCUCUAAAAUCAAAGUGCUUCCACUUACAACUUUGAAACUUCAUAUGCAGAUGCACCUUGAUGAGUUCUACACGCCACACCCAGUUUUGGGUCACUAUGUCAAAGGUCAAGGUCACUUUGACCUCUAAAAAAAAUCUAACACGAGCGUUGGCACCCGUAAUGCGGUGCUCUUGUUUAAAUAAGAGAUUGUUCGGUCUUUUACAUAUACUCUAAAGUUUGUGCUAAAACCUGUGAAUUAUAACUAUACGCGCAAUAGACGAUAUCGUUUUACGAUUAUUGUAUGAAAAGAAAAAAAAUGUAUUAAAAAUACAAGAAUUCAUGCCAUAUUAAAUGUCUUCGCACAAUGCCAACAUACAGCCACUACAUAUGUAGUUUUUGUAUUUAUUUGGUCCGUGCUCUGUGAAAAAGGGUUCAAUGCUUGUGCGUUAAGUGCCGUCCCAGAUAAGCCAGUGCAGUCCUCACAGGCUAAUCUGGGACGACACUUUACGCGUUUAUGAUCUUUUUCGUUGAAGUUUCUUCUUAGCAAAACUCUACUUCAGGCGGAAAGUGUCGUCCCUGGUUAGCAUGUACGGACUGCACAUGCUAAUCGGGGACGACACUUAACGCACAUGGAUUAAGCACACUUUUCACAGAGCACGGCUCAUAGGAAAAACUUUGAUUUCAUAACAUUACAAAUGUCUGUUUUCAACACAAAUACGAGCAUAUUGAUUGGUUGGAGUUAUAUUAAUGUGUGCUUUUUUUAAUGUUUGUACAUAAAAUUAAGAUUUAAAGUCUUUAUAUUUCCCUAACAUUUAUAUAAUUCUAUUUUUGUAAAAGUGUAUAUUUUACUUGUUUUGUGAUGCUUAAAAUCCACGUCACAUUCCAUGACAUUGGGAUAUAUGUUUCUACUUAUCCAUUUAUUUGUUAUUAUUUAUUAUCUUGUUGAAUACAUUAAACUGUAAGAUGCGUU